Molecule: messenger RNA, 798 nt
Organism: Arvicola amphibius (Eurasian water vole)
Lineage: Eukaryota; Metazoa; Chordata; Mammalia; Rodentia; Cricetidae
Gene: Neurog2
Product: neurogenin 2
Exons: 1
Coding region: 1-798 (265 amino acids)
Molecular function (GO): protein dimerization activity
Source: RefSeq, a predicted model, not a curated record
AUGUUCGUCAAAACUGAGACUCUGGAGUUGAAGGAGGAAGAGGAGGUGCUGAUGCUGCUGGGCUCGGCUUCCCCGGCCUCGGCGACCCUGACUCCGAUGUCCUCCAGUGCGGACGAGGAGGAGGACGAGGAGCUGCGGCGGCCUGGCGCCGUGCUUGGGCAACGUGGGGCGGAAGCCGGGCAGGGGGUGCAGGGCAGUCCGGGUGCUGGGGGUUGCCGGCCAGCGCGGCUGCUGGGCUUGGUGCAUGAGUGCAAGCGGCGCCCCUCGCGCGCCCGGGCUGUCUCCCGGGGAGCCAAGACGGCGGAGACAGUGCAGCGCAUCAAGAAGACCCGCAGGCUGAAAGCCAACAACCGCGAGCGCAACCGCAUGCACAACCUGAACGCGGCGCUGGACGCGCUGCGAGAGGUGUUGCCCACCUUUCCGGAGGAUGCCAAGCUCACCAAGAUCGAGACGCUCCGUUUCGCCCACAAUUACAUCUGGGCGCUCACCGAGACCCUGCGCCUGGCGGACCACUGCGCAGGCGCCGGCGGCCUCCAGGGGGCGCUCUUCUCCGAGGCGGUGCUGUUGAGCCCCGGAGCCGCGCUCAGCGCCAGCGGGGACAGCCCUUCGCCCUCCUCCUCCUCUUGGAGCUGCACCAACAGCCCUGCGUCGUCCUCCGCGUCCUCCACCUCCACGUCCCCAUACAGCUGUACUUUGUCGCCCGCUAGCCCCGGGUCAGAUGUGGACUACUGGCAGCCCCCACCUCCGGAUAAGCACCGUUAUGCACCUCACCUGCCCGUCGCCAGGGACUGUAUCUAG